CCUACGCGUACGUAGACCAGACCCUAUCGUCUUCUACAUGUCCUGAUCUGGAUAUCCAUUCAUCUUGAUAGACAUUUGUUCUGAUUGACCUUGUUUAGAACCCAGACCGGUCGCAACGGAAUCCGAAAGACUAUUUCAAGGAGAAACAGGCCAGCAGGAUAAAACAGCAAUACAAACAAGAUGAGAGAGUCAAAGGACACGCCGAUAACCGUGGUGUACGCGGCGGCGAUGCCAACAAGAAGGCCCAGCGGACGUACGAGAUCUUUCGCAAGUUAGCGAUGACAAGAGUCGACAAUUUCAUAGCCACCACCGGAAGUUGGCAAGAGAAGAAAGCCGAAUACCAGUCCUUUGGCAUAGACAGUAUCCUCGACUACGAUCGCGAGGCCGGACUGUUCAAGACCGCCGUCGACAAGUCCUGCGAGUUGGCGAGCACACAGAACGCCAUAAGUCGAGCCGACAACCCCCUCUUCUGGAGCCUGCGAAACGCCUUCGUACAGGGAGACAUCAAGGCCCUGUCCAACGAAAUCAAGUACGCCUUCUACAACUUCUUGAUGCGCGCUCGCUUCUCCAAGAACAUCACCGCGACCCACAAGAAUAUUGCCGACUUUCGCUACCCCUACGAGUGGUUCCCAGCAACAAGAGCUCUCCAGCGCACCAUACAUAUGCAUGUUGGCCCUACCAACUCCGGAAAGACAUACAACGCCCUGAAAGCACUGGAAAAUGCAAAGUCGGGCGUAUAUGCCGGCCCUCUGCGCCUGCUUGCCCACGAGGUUUACUCGCGCUUUACCGCCAAGGGCAAAAACUGCGCCUUGAUUACGGGAGAAGAAAUGCGCAUUCCAGACGUCGAUAACUAUUUCCGGAGCUGUACCGUGGAGAUGACUCCCUUAAAUUUUCAAAUGGACGUCGCCGUCAUCGACGAGAUUCAGAUGAUCGGAGAUGAAGAGCGAGGUUGGGCGUGGACUCAAGCCGUUCUUGGUGUUCAGGCCAAAGAGGUCCACCUGUGCGGCGAGGAGCGUGCCGUCGAGCUGAUCCGUGACCUCUGUCGGCUCACGGGCGACAAGGUAGAAAUUCAUCGCUACGAACGACUUAGCCCCUUGGAGGCUAUGGACAAGAGUCUCGGAAGCUUGAAGCAACUUGAAAAGGGAGAUGCUGUCGUGUCAUUCUCGAGAGUCGGCAUUCACGCCCUUAAAACUCAAAUCGAGAAGGCCACUGGAAAGCGCUGUGCCAUCGUUUAUGGUGGCCUCCCUCCCGAGACGCGAGCACAGCAAGCUGCGUUGUUCAAUGAUCCCAACAAUGAUUACGACUUCUUGGCCGCAAGUGAUGCCAUCGGCAUGGGGUUGAACCUCGAAAUCAAGCGCAUUGUAUUCGAGGCGACGCAUAAGCGGAACAAGUUUGGAUAUGCGAAAUUGUCCGUAUCAGAUAUCAAGCAAAUUGGUGGUCGUGCCGGCCGUUACAGGACAGCACAACAGGCAGUCAAUGCGGGCGUUGAGGGUGACAAGAAGAUCGGCGGGCCUCCACCAGCGCCCAAAGGCCAGAUCGGUCUGGUGACUGCAAUGGAGGACGAAGACCUUGAUAAUAUUCAACGGGCCUUCACUAAAGAACCUCAGCAGAUCAAGUCGGCAGGUAUUCAAGUGCCGCCGUCUGUUCUUGAACGAUUUUCCACCUAUUUUCCUCCAAAUACGCCCUUCAGCUACAUUAUCCUGCGAAUCUAUGACAUUGCGAGGAUAACCUCCCGGUUUCAUAUGUGCAAUCUAGGCGAGAUCGUUGAAGUUGCCGACCUGAUCCAGGAAUUCCCAAUGUCUGUCUAUGACCGCUGCGUUUUCCUGAACGCUCCCGUGUUCCUGAGGGAAAGCAAUGGGCCCAGGAUAGUCAAGGCUUUCGCCAAGUGCGUCUCUGAUAUGGGAGGUGGUUACCUUCUGGACAUCCCGGAAAUCGAGCUCGGGCUUCUAGAUACCACCAAGGAUACGUAUGUUCUAGGUGCCAACGAAUAUCUUCGCAAGCUGGAGGCCCUUCACAAAACCAUAACUCUGUACCUGUGGCUUAGCUACCGAUACUCGGGCGUCUUCCGUAGCCAGAGCCUUGCAUUCCACGUCAAGGAAAUGGUCGAGACUAAGAUCAACCAGCAUCUGGGUGAGAUGGCUGUGUCCGAGAAAAGUCGAAGGGCCAUGAACGCCAAAAUCCGAAAGCAGACUCGCGAGCAAGAGCGUAAGAAGAAGACCAUUCUUGGUGAGGACGGCAGAGAAUCCGAUCAGGACUCUGACCGACCCGGACACGAAGGUCCGGGCGAGUGGAACGAAGAGGGACAUGAAGAACCCCUUUUCCAAGAUCCCGCCGAGGUUCAAGUGUCCACCAAAACCAACGAGAAGACGACUGUAUAAAAUCCACUUUAUGUUGCAUGGACGGAGUUCAAGGUUAUGUACCAUAUUUAUUGCGACGUACUGCUUAAGGUAUAGCGAUGUAGAUUAUGUGUAUAGGUAUAUACUGAUAUCUAACACCAUCAACGAUAACUCAAAGAAAUGCCCCUUUUUGCAUCA
Truncatella angustata is the source of this 2534-nucleotide messenger RNA. Its product is annotated as P-loop containing nucleoside triphosphate hydrolase protein. Gene Ontology annotation, cellular component: mitochondrial degradosome. Gene Ontology annotation, biological process: mitochondrial RNA 3'-end processing; RNA catabolic process. The coding region runs from base 279 to 2378 and encodes 699 amino acids. NCBI's taxonomy places the organism in Eukaryota, Fungi, Ascomycota, Sordariomycetes, Amphisphaeriales, Sporocadaceae. The record is from RefSeq and is a predicted model, not a curated record. The transcript has a single exon. Gene Ontology annotation, molecular function: ATP binding; RNA helicase activity; hydrolase activity, acting on acid anhydrides.